UCAAGCCGUCAAGCACAACAACAGCCAUCAAUGAACGAAUGAUUACGUCUUCUUAACACUACACAAGUAUUUAACAUAUCCGAAUCAUGUCUUAAGAAUGUAGAAUUCAGAGUUUUUACUUCUCGUCUUUUAAACAUAAACUUUGUUUUUAUAAUAUAUAUAUAUAAAUUUUAUAUCAGACAUAUUUUAAAAUAAAUUAUUGCAAUGGCAGCUGAAAAAAGCUUAAAAUCUUAUGAAAACUGUUGCCGUACUUGCUUAAAGGAAGAAACAACAUUUGAUAUAUUUAUGGAAACUUUAAAUUCUACUAACUUGGCAGAUAUUUUGAUAUCAUGUACCAGGUUAAAUAUACAAAAAGAAGAUUGUUUGCCAAAAAAAAUGUGUGGCUGCUGUUACAAUUGCCUUUUGAGUUUUUAUCAUUUUCGUGAAAUAGCAGAGAAAGUAGAUACAAAAUUAAGAACAAAUUCAAAAAUUCCAAGUAAUAAUAAUAUUAAUUUCUUUGACAAUAUUGAUGUGAAUAAAUGUAAAACAGUUGAUAUAAAAGAGGAAAAUGACACAGAAGUUGAUUAUUACAUUUUUGAACCAAAAAUUGAAAUGAAUCAUGAAGAAAACCAUAUAUAUGAAAAUAAAAAUGUAGAUUUUCAAUUAGACUCAAAUACAUCACAGAAUGUUAUGAAAUUUAAUGAAAAAGAGAAGUAUAAAUGUACUAAUUGUAAUAAAACAUUUAGAAAGCUAUCGAGACUUCAACAUCACAUUAAGAAACAUAAUAUUCAUGAUAAUUAUGAUUGUAAUAAAACUCACGAGGAUUUAGAAACUAUUUGUCCAUUGAAUGAUAAUGCAAGCAACACUCAAAAUUUAGCUAAAGUUUUUUCAUGUCAAGUUUGUCCUUCGAAGUUUAAAUCUACAAAUUCCCUAUCAGCUCAUAUGAGGAAACAUACAGAGAAAGGUAGAGUGAUAUCUUGUGCACAAUGCGGCAAGAUAUUUAAAAAAAUAAGUCAUUUGAAACGCCAUGAGAUUAUGCACAGUAGAAGUAACUUUCACAAAUGUAAUAUCUGCCCAAGAUCAUUUCACAGCGAAGAAAUUUUGAAGGGUCAUAUGAACAAGCACAAUGGUAUCAAGCCUCAUACAUGUCCGCUAUGUCCAAAGUCAUUUGCUCAUUUGUCUACAUUGACAACUCAUAUUAAAGUUCAUAAAAAAGAUAAAUUCCUAUGUCCUACUUGUGGAAAGGAGUUUGAUUCGAGCGCAAAUUUAGAUCAGCAUGUAAGAAGACACCUUGGGUUAAAGCAGUUUGAAUGCACACUAUGUCCGAGGAAAUUUGUAAGUAAAGGUGAAUUAAAGUCACAUACUAUCACUCAUACCGGAGAAAGAUCUUAUACAUGUGACCAGUGUGGUGCCACAUUUACAAAGCGUAGCUCACUGGGCAAGCACAAGUUACGGCAUUUAGGAAUCAAACCACACCAGUGUGAAACUUGUUCAAUGAAAUUUUCAAGUAAGGAUCAUUUAAAGCGACAUAAUCGUAUCCAUACUGGAGAAAAACCAUAUAAAUGUGAUAUGUGUGAAAGAGCCUUUACACAAAGCAAUGAUCUUGUGAAGCACCGCCGGGCACAUUUAGGGGAGAAAAUUUAUAAAUGUACAGAAUGCAGCGAGAGUUUCAGACUCCAUAUUGAAUUACGACAACAUUUAUCAGAGCAUUAUAUUUCGUCACAACUUCAAAUUUCCAAUAAACAAAAUACAGAAAAGGAAGAAGGCGUUGCAAAAGUCGUUUCUAAUUCGGCUAUAAGAAGUGUCAUAACAGAUGUCAUUAAUGACACUAGUCCACAGAUAAAUAAUAUGAUUCCAAUGAAAGAAUGAUUUUUUAAAACGAGAAAACUCGACGUGCUUGAUAAAUGACAACUAUGGUGUCUCUUGACCACAUUUGAUGUCGCCUAAUUUAAAAAAAAUCUGUUAUGGGCUUUUAUGGGUUUGUCUUAUCGACCUUAGCGUCGAUGCUUUACAUCAGGCAAGACAACCGUUAUCAUUGAUACGGUCUAGGCCUAAUUUACUUAUAUCGACGAGCUGACUUUUCCUUAAACUGUAACUUUUUUUUUUUUCUCUCUGGAAAAACACAUUUAUGUGUUUCCCUCACAUGAGGUGGGGUGUAUGCGGGACUCGCUGGCGCUGAAGGCGCUGGAAUACCCACUAAAAAACCAGCGGUACCCACUCCGUCUUGUCGGGGGACGUCACGGGAUCGCUUGCGCAUACUACCGUGCCGUUCCGACGGUUGCCCCGCUUCUGCAGGCCUCCAAAUCCUAGGGGGUACUCGGGGUACGGAGACCCCCUGGCCCCGGCGACACUCACGGCGGGAGGAGAAGAUGCGCAUAGCGCUGACGUCUUCUCCCCGGACUUCUUCGGCGAAGCGGGUCAGCGGAGGCACUCUCCUCGCGCUCCCGCUCCGCGGCCUCCUUCUGCGACAUGACAUUUUCGCAGAAAACGGCAAACUCCAUCAGAGUGCGCACCACACUCGUAGCAGGAGGAUGUUACCUCCCGCCUGACUAUUGAACCGUGGAAUAAGAGGGCCUCCGUUUUUGAGAUGGAGACCCUCAAGCCCAAAAUUCCUAUACAGUGGACCCACUGUGAGCGACGUACCGACUUCGGCCAGGCGAGCCGCCUCCUGAUAAUUCCGCCCUGUCGCCGCGAUGAGAGUGUCGUCCACAUAGCACAACACCCCCAUUCUGGGAAGGACGGAUGUCCGCAGGAGCCAGUCGAAGCCAACGUUCCACAGAAUUGGGCCGAGAACUGACCCCUGUGGAACGCCACAGCGUACCCGACGCCGGACAAGACGCCCAUCGCCCCCCUCCUAGAGGACUACCCGGUCCUGGAGGUAUGCCCCCAACAGCCUCCUGAGAUAGGAAGGCACCCCGUGGUAUUAAACUGUAACUGCGCAGCCUAAAAAUUCAUUGAUUUCGUGUUUUUAUGUUAGGCUAUGAAGACCCAGUGGUUAGAUGACGAUUGGUAGCAGACGAAAUUUAAAAAAGCACGUGUAUCCAACCCGGUGGUGGAGUGAGGUCCAAAUAUUCUCUUUAGAAAAUAGUUAAUGUUAACGAUUAGAUACGGGCGGGCAUAAGUCUCAAUCCCUUUUGAUAACUUUUUUUGGUAAAACUAGAUGAGACUGUGGUGGUACUUACUGAUAUAAUGGUCUGAUGGUGAUAAUAGCUCCUACAUUUUUUAUUUUUGUAUUAAUAGUGGCCACAAUGUGAUCGAGUACGUGUUAUUGUUCCUGUGUAGCCAGGUGUCUAAUAUUGUUUUUUUUUUAUUUCAUCUCUAACCCAGAAAUUUUUUACCGUCGUCGGUUAAUAUAAAAAAAUAAAGAUAUUUUUUAA
Messenger RNA from Nymphalis io (European peacock), 3356 nucleotides. Its product is annotated as zinc finger protein OZF-like. The record is from RefSeq and is a predicted model, not a curated record. The transcript is spliced from 5 exons. Gene Ontology annotation, cellular component: nucleus. The coding region runs from base 205 to 1848 and encodes 547 amino acids. NCBI's taxonomy places the organism in Eukaryota, Metazoa, Arthropoda, Insecta, Lepidoptera, Nymphalidae. Gene Ontology annotation, molecular function: zinc ion binding.